UUUGCACCUGAACUCUUCAAAUACAGCCUUUAGAUGCCUUUUGAGAACUGUCCAUUAUCCAAAUUAGCCUUAAUUACUUUCCAAACUUUGUCUGACUUUUCAGCUGCAACAACUGGUCAUAUUUUCAUUCCUUUCACUGUGUGAGAAUCACUUUUUAUUAACUUUAGCAAAACCCGAAACAUUUUAAAUCUCUAAAUGACGUGUGUCUGAGUCAGCGAUACAUUACUUUCUGUAAAGCUGCGUUGAAAGCACGUUUCGGCCUCAUUAAUCUCCAUCUCUCACAGAAGCUUUUGUGCGUCUGACAGCUUCAGUCCGAUCACACCGAUCUGUUUCAAACGCAUCAUCCUUCUCUGAUUAUCAUACAUUUGUCAUCCAGAUGCAUUAAGCACAGAUACAGUACAGGUUUUGGAGAUGUCGUUCCUGGAAGGUCAAGUGCAAGGUCACGAGGAUGAGGAUGAGGAUGAGUUCCCCCUGCCGGUAAUGUUUCAUCAACUUACUGCAAACUUCAGAGUAACUGCAUGAAGUGACUAGUUAAAGUACGGUCUUCGUGACUGAACAGGUUCUGAGCAAAUCAAGGAAAUUUGCCAAAAUAAAUGGAUUUAUUCAUUCAGAUGCCAGCGUUUGUUUUAUAGUGUAUUUCUGAUGAACACAUAAUAUUUGCUUUUCGUCAGUGAAAUGUGAAAGUUGGCAUGUGUUGAUCAGUCAGGCCGUGUUUGUCGAAGCACAUCAGCUAAACCGCCUAUUAAGUUCGAGAAAUAAAGAGCCGCGGUAUGCAAAUUCAAGAACUCGCAUCAUUCCAGGAAGAUAAUCUGCACAUCUCUGUCAUUAAGUGUCAUAUUAAAAUCAUGUUGAGUGUCUCCAGGAACUGAUUUCAGAAGAACUGUUGGAGCUUGACAGCGAGAGCCGAAGCCUCUGACUCACGAGAUGAUGUAAAGUUCCCGGCCCGAAGGCAUCAGAUCCCGACGUCAUCCCCUGAUCACAAGCUUCGACCUGAGCGGUGACGAGCGAGACGACUCGAUCCACACCUGCAGUCGAGCACUGAGACUCGGAGACGAUCACACGGACUCUGGGUCCAACAUGGAUGGGCGAAUCAUUCCGGCGGCCAUUUUACAACAUUGGACGUUUUCAAAACAAUUUCCCCCAAGUGCACCGACGGACGCGAUCUGAACGCUGAUUGGUCGAGACAGCGGCUGAAGAAUGUGUGAGAUGACUUAAAUAGCGUCUCUCGCGCGCAGAAGAGCAGAACAUCUCCAUUCUCCAACACACACACUCUCUCAGAGAGACUGUUUCUGCAUCAGUAGAGUGUGUGUCUCUACAGGAGUGUUUAAUCUCCAGCAUCAUGACUCUGAGAGGACUCGUUCUGUGUCUGUUAUUGUGGAGUUCCGAGAGCAGACAUGCAGAAAUGCCGGACGAUGAUUCCGUGUUCGACCUGUUCGAGCUCUCGAAUCUGCACAAGAAGCACCACGGGGUGAGUUUAGUGAAGGGACCCGAUCCAAACAGUCCCGCGUACAAGAUCCUGAACCCGAACCUGAUCCCCUCCGUGCCCGAGCUCUCCUUCCGGGACCUGAUCGACUCCAUCCAGAGCGAGAGAGGCUUCAUCUUCACCGCGAACCUCAAGCAAGCCAAGCGCACACGGGGAAGCCUGAUCUCCGUGGAGAGGACCGACGGAACCGGGUCCGUGUUUGAGAUCAUAUCCAACGGGAAAGCCGACACGCUGGAUCUGGUGUACCGGACCGCGAGCGGACAGCAUGUGGUCUCCGUCGAGGACGUGAGUGUGGCGAACGGGCACUGGAGGAACAUCACGGUGUUCGUGCAGGAGGAUCGGGCUCAGGUUUAUGUGGGCUGCGAGGAAAUCAACACGCAAGAACUCGAUGUUCCGAUCCAGCAGAUCCUGAGCCCGGAGAGCGCGGACACCGCCAGCCUGAGGAUCGCUAAAGGAGCCGCCAAAUCAGACCGCUUCAUGGGAGUUCUCCAGAAUGUGCGGUUUGUGUUCGGAACGACGCUGGACGCGAUUUUACGCAAUAGAGGAUGCGGGAGCUCUCCCUUCAUCACGGACGUCAUGCGCUUUGAGAACUCGGUGAACGGAUCGAGUGCGGCCAUCCGCACGGACUACACCGGACACAAGUCUAAAGAUCUGCAGGACAUCUGCGGCUUCUCCUGCGACGACCUGACCAGCAUGUUCUCGGAGCUCAAGGGCCUCGGUGUGGUGGUCAAGCAGUUGUCCAACGAGCUCCGCCAAGUGACAGCAGACAACAGCUUAAUCAUGAACCAGAUCCAAAUCCACAAAGGCGUUUGUCUGCACAACGGGAUUGUGUACGGAGACAGAAGCGAGUGGACGGUGGACAGCUGCACACACUGCACAUGUCAGAACUCGGCCACUGUGUGUCGUGAAAUCUCCUGCCCGCUCAUGCCCUGCGCCAACGCCACGGUCCCGGAUGGCGAAUGUUGCCCUCGCUGUGGAACACCGAGUGACGCGGGUGCAGAAGAUGGCUGGUCGCCCUGGUCCGAAUGGACCCAUUGUUCGGUGACCUGUGGACGAGGCGUUCAGCAGCGUGGACGCUCUUGUGACCGAAUCAACAGCAACUGUGAUGGCACGUCCGUCCAGACGAGAGACUGUUACACGCAAGAAUGCGACAAACGAUUCAAGCAGAAUGGGGGCUGGAGCCACUGGUCUCCCUGGUCUUCCUGCUCCGUGACGUGUGGAGAGGGUGUCAUCACUCGCAUCCGCCUGUGCAACUCCCCAACGCCUCAGAUGGGGGGCGAAGACUGCGAGGGAGAUGGCCGGCAGACCGAGCCGUGCCAGAAGCCGUCGUGUCCCGUGAAUGGAGGUUGGGGACCCUGGUCACCAUGGGACUCUUGCUCCGUCACGUGUGGUGGAGGACUUCAGCGCAGACACCGUUUGUGCAACAGCCCGGCUCCCAAACACGGUGGAAAAGAAUGCCUGGGCGACUCCAAAGGAAGCCGGAUGUGCAACGCCCAGUCGUGUCCCGUUGAUGGAUGUCUCUCCAACCCGUGCUUCGCCGGCGCCAAAUGCACCAGCUUCCCCGACGGCUCCUGGAAGUGCGGCGAGUGUCCGGAGGGGUACCGUGGGGACGGAGUCCACUGUCAAGACAUUGAUGAGUGCAAAGAAGUUCCCGAUGCCUGUUUUGUGCUCAAUGGAGUCCAUCAGUGCGAGAACACAGAACCGGGCUACAACUGCCUGCCCUGCCCACCGCGCUACUCCGGACAGCAGCCCUUCGGCCGGGGAACAGAGCAAGCCGUCGCCAAUAAACAGGUCUGCACACCUAGAAACCCAUGUGCGGACAGCAGCCAUGACUGUAAUAAGAAUGCCAACUGCAUUUACCUGGGAAUCUUCUCCGACAUCAUGUACCGCUGCGAGUGUAAACCAGGCUAUGCUGGGAACGGUUACAUCUGCGGAGAAGACCCAGACCUGGACGGCUGGCCAAACACGGACCUCCCCUGUGUGGAAAACGCCACCUACCACUGCAAGAAGGAUAACUGUCCUGACCUUCCCAACUCUGGGCAAGAAGACUAUGACAAAGAUGGAACUGGAGAUGCUUGUGACAGUGAUGAUGACAAUGAUGGGAUCCCUGAUGACGGGGACAAUUGCCCGUUCAUCUUCAACCCAAGACAGUACGACCAGGACCACGAUCAAGUUGGCGACCGAUGCGAUAACUGCCCGUACGACAGUAAUCCAGAGCAGACCGACACCGACAGCAACGGCGAGGGUGACGCGUGUGCCAUAGACAUCGAUGGAGACGGCAUUCUGAAUGAGAAGGACAACUGUCCAUACGUGUACAACACUGACCAGAGAGACACCGACCAGGACGGAGUCGGCGACCACUGUGACAACUGCCCUCUGGAGCACAACCCUGACCAGAUUGACUCUGACUCUGACAACGUUGGAGACAAGUGUGACAGCAACCAAGACAUCGAUGAGGAUGGACAUCAGAACAACCUCGACAACUGCCCCUACAUCCCCAACGCCAACCAGGCCGACCACGACAAGGACGGCAAAGGAGACGCCUGCGAUCAUGACGACGACAACGAUGGCGUACCUGACGACAAAGACAACUGCAGACUGGCCUUCAACCCUGAUCAGCUGGAUUCGGACGGUGAUGGCCGAGGUGACGUUUGCAAGGACGACUUUGACCAAGAUAACGUGCCAGAUAUUUUCGAUGUUUGCCCGGAGAACUUUGCCAUCAGUGAAACAGAUUUCCGCAGAUUCCAGAUGGUUCCCCUCGAUCCCACUGGAACUUCCCAAAUUGACCCCAACUGGGUCGUCCGUCACCAGGGCAAAGAGCUUCUGCAGACCGUCAACUGUGAUCCCGGCAUUGCUGUCGGUUAUGAUGAGUUCAACGCCGUGGACUUCAGCGGCACGUUCUUCAUCAACACGGACCGUGACGACGACUACGUCGGCUUUGUGUUUGGCUACCAGUCCAGCUCCCGUUUCUAUGUGGUGAUGUGGAAGCAGAUCACUCAGACCUACUGGUCGCAUACGCCCACCAAAGCCCAGGGUUACUCCGGACUGUCCAUUAAAGUCGUGAACUCCACUACGGGACCCGGCGAACAUCUCAGGAACGCUUUGUGGCACACCGGAGACACGGAAGGACAAGUGCGCACCCUUUGGCACGACCCCAAGAACAUUGGCUGGAAGGACUACACUGCCUACAGAUGGCACCUGAUCCACAGGCCCAAAACCGGACACAUCAGAGUUAUUAUGUACGAGGGCAAGAAAGUCAUGGCUGAUUCAGGAAGCGUUCAUGACACGACCUACGCUGGAGGAAGACUUGGCCUCUUCGUCUUCUCUCAAGAGAUGGUUUACUUCUCAGACCUCAAAUACGAAUGCAGAGAUGUAUAACGACCCCAUGGUUGUUUUCCCGAAGGACGGCCCACUAUCUUCUGCUUUCUGUCGGUUUAAGUUUGUGUUAUAACUCAUCAUCGGUCUCCUCCAAUCUCAAUGGGAUUCUCAGUCAGUUUCUUGUCUCGUGUCGUUUGGUGGGUAAAGGGAAGCUCUUCUGUAACCUCAGAUCUGCUGUGGACCAGUCGCUCAUGAACUGAAGUAAAGCCUCUGCUGGCUUCGAGAUCCCACUGGAGGAACUGUGGAUGAACAGGAUCGACUGGUUUCGUGAAAGCAUGUUCUUCUGCAUGAACGUUUGUCGUUGAGACGUCCAGAUCUCCAGGACUCAAUGAUCCAGGCUUGUUUUUCCAUAAACACCCCUUUUGCUUUCAAUCAGAACCACAGAGUCUUCAUUUCACUGUUUAUAGAGUCUUUCUCAGGGCUGGAAGGAUCUUUGUGUUUAAAGUUCAUGUCUUAGAUUCGAGCUUCAGAGCUUUUGUGGUUCUAAACAAGCCUAAAUGAGAUAUUACAGAGGCGCACUCCUGUGGUUUAUUUAUAGUGUUGAGAACUCGUCUCAGAGCCACUUAUUACGGAAACAAACACAGAACUGGAGCGUUGAGAGCGCCUCCUUCGGGCCAGGAGGAGCUCAGUUCAUAUUACCUCACUGUUCUAUAAUUGAACUCAACAAACAUCACAAGUGCCAUUUAUAAGUCAGUUCUGUGUUGUGUUUGAGCUACUGUAUGUAGUGAAACAUUUCUUCUGUAAAUAAUACAACAUUGUUUUAUUUUAGACGAGAUGCCCCAGUAGAACAUGAAUGGAAAGUUGUUAAUAUAAAUAGUUUGUGCCUAAUUGAUGUCUUUUUAAAAAUAAGUUAUUGGUAAUGUUUUUUUUUAAAUAUAUUUUAAUGUGUAGAUAUAUGCUAUUUAAAUAAUUUAUAAUGAACUGUAACCUGACAUUGGAAGAAUUUGUAUAAACUGUUUGCACACUGAUGAGGAUUUUCUUUGUUUUUAUGGAUGCUUCAAUGUCAGUAUUGUUACCAGUUUUAUUCAAUAAUGUUGUUCAAUUCUUAUCAAUAAUUUUGUAAAAUCACAAUAAAAACUUUUGAGUAAAGUGACUUUAAA
Messenger RNA from Pimephales promelas (fathead minnow), 5961 nucleotides. NCBI's taxonomy places the organism in Eukaryota, Metazoa, Chordata, Actinopteri, Cypriniformes, Leuciscidae. The record is from RefSeq and is a predicted model, not a curated record.